AUGGACGGUGUUUCGACAACGAGCAUUUCAAAGGAAACUGGCACUGGAAGCAGUGAUACGGCGUCAACUUCAUAUCAGCAGUAUCCUGAACUGAGCGCUGAACAAGAAUUCUUCCUCUAUGAAUUGGAAACGACAGACUCUGGGAGUAUUGGUCUUGUACUUCGGGCCAUCUACGACUGCGGUGACGUGCACAAGUUUUCGCGUGCCUUAGAGCAUCGUAUUCAUCACUACGAUAAGAAUAUUCAAAAGAUUUGUUCAUAUCAUUAUCAAGGGCAUAUUGAUUCUAUGAAACAGUUGCUUCAGUUGAAAUCAAGAUGCCUCGAAAUUAAGGAUGAUGUGGUAAGUAUAGAUGGGGCAAUUCAAGAGAGUAGUAAGCAACUGCAGAAGAAGAGUGCUGAAAUUGUACGUUACCGAAAGUUACAAAAGAAUGCAAAUACGGCUAUUGAACAUAUUUCAUUGUGUAUACCCGUACUCGAACAUUAUGCAAAACUGAAUGAAUUGAUGCAGCAAAAAAAAUAUUAUCAAGCGCUAAAAGUGUUGGAAGAAUUGGAGCAUACUUAUUUGGUGCACGUUGACAAGUAUCGUUUUACACAAUCGUUGUAUAAGUCAAUGGCACCGAUUCGCGAACAAAUCAAAGAGAAAUCAUUCUCUGAGUUUACGGACUUUCUGGAGAAUAUCAGGAAAGUGUCAUGGCGUAUUGGUCAACAUGCGUCGAAAUGUACAGCCGAACAGCAUUCAUUCGGUAUGUCGGAUGCGGAACGCAAUAAACGAAUUCAGGACGAGGCGAAACGAAACGCCGAAAAUGUUUCAGUGGAAUUAUCAUCAGACGGCUCAAUUGUGCUGAAAAAUGAGUCGAAAACGGAGCGUCGACGUUCGACUGGUCGUACUUCUGUGCACGAUGAAGAUGAGUUGUUAAGUGCGCAAGAUUUAAUCGAUUUCACGCCCGUGCAUCGAUGUUGUCAAAUUUUCAAUGUGUUGGGUGCAAAAGAAAUCUUUGAUUCAUACUACAGGAAGCAACGUAAAGAGCAAGCGGCCGUUGUUAUACGGCCACCAAGUAAAUUGGUAGGCAGACGUUUUUGUUUCUUUCAAUUUGGAUUUUUCCCAAAAUUUUCUGCAAAACUUCAGCAACAGUCAAUCCAUUCGUAUGUGCGUUAUUUGGAUGAAAUCAUUGGAUUCUUCGUAAUCGAAGAUCAUAUAAUGCAAACUGAACCGAGUCUUGUCACAGCGGCUUACAAGGAUCAACUUUGGGAGAUGGCAUUGCAACAGGUUACGACUGCAAUGAACACGCAUUUCGGCGGUUGUCUGGAUGUGGAAAUGAUGCUAAGGAUGAAGAAAGUUAUUUUGCUAUUUGCCUUAACGAUGAAAAGUUAUGGUUUUGGAAUUGGCUCGUUGUAUACACUGCUGCAAAACUUCAGAGAUCAGUAUAAUGAGAUUUUAAUGCGAGAAUACUGCGCGCAGUUCGAGCGUGAUUUGGAAAAUGAUAACUACGCGCCAAUAACUGCCCAGGAUGAACAACAGUUCAAGUCGGUCAUCUCGCAGUUUCCAUUCUAUAAACGUGGUUUGGAUCAGGAAGUGUAUCCACGAGUUUUUCCAUUUUCGAAGUUCGUUCCAGCAGUUUAUGGCCAAGCGAAGAGUUAUUUGGUUGGAUGUUUACGUUUCAUGGAACAUUUACAAUUAUCACCAUCAGAGGUGGACGAUACUGUGCGUCGUUACGCGAACGUUUUAUUAGCCAGAUGGUCGGGCUCGCUUAAAAGUUUUGUGGCUAGCAAACGACGAACUCUGGUUCAGUUGGUACAAAUUACGAUAAAUAUUGGUUAUUUGGAAAAAUCAUGUGGCUCAUUAGAGCAAUACAUAAGCAAGUUGACGAGUCGCAACGAUGGCUCCAUUUCAACAGCGAGUUCGGGGCAUUUACUCACACUCAAGGACCAAGUCUUCCGCGACGCACGUUCUGAGGUCGAGCAACAAAUUGAUGAUGCUCUCAGAGAUAAAGUUGACGCCUUUGUAGAGUUAGCCAACUACGACUGGGAAUUAUCAAGUUCGAGUGGUCGUGCCAGUGAUUACAUAUCAGAUUUGAUAAAGUUUCUAGAAACGACGUUUCUAUCAUUUACAAAUCUUCCAGCAUUACUUGCGCGUCAUGUGUGUAUGCAGAUUUGCAAGUAUCUAGCAAGUCGUUUAACAGAUUUAUUACUUUCACCCGACCUGAAAGCUGUUAGUAUGGGAGCGUUGGAUCAGUUCGAUUUAGACGUCAUUCAGUGCGAGCUUUUCACCUCGCAAUGUCCUGUGGCUGGACUUGAGGAUGCGACAUUAGCAAUGACAUUUGCAAGUUUACGCCAGUUAUUGGACCUUGUUAUGAAAGCUGAUUGGCCAACGUAUUUGGCUGACUAUGGAAAAGGUGAAAGCAGAUAUUCGAGGGUGAAAGCGUCUAGUGCAAUUACAGUUCUUGAAAAAAUGAUCGAAUUUGAGCGAAAAUCGUCGGGUUUCUUCGCGAAAGGUCGUGAGAAGGAUCGUAAGAAGUUAUUGGAUACGAUCGUUAGACAAUUGAAGGCGCUUGCAAAUCAGUAG
Anisakis simplex (herring worm) is the source of this 2562-nucleotide messenger RNA. The record is from the annotation of a GenBank genome assembly. Lineage: Eukaryota; Metazoa; Nematoda; Chromadorea; Rhabditida; Anisakidae.